This is a messenger RNA of Eucalyptus grandis, 1240 nucleotides long. RefSeq names its product protein PYRICULARIA ORYZAE RESISTANCE 21. NCBI's taxonomy places the organism in Eukaryota, Viridiplantae, Streptophyta, Magnoliopsida, Myrtales, Myrtaceae. The coding region runs from base 108 to 911 and encodes 267 amino acids. The record is from RefSeq and is a predicted model, not a curated record. The transcript has 3 exons. Gene Ontology annotation, molecular function: metal ion binding.
GUGUAGUUCUGUUGAUGAUGGAAGGUAAAACAAGUGAAAGCCCAAUAAUGCAGGUGACGCGGUGAUGUAAUUAUGCGGAGGCAGUUCAUAUUAUUAGCUCAAGAAACAUGGCAGAGCAGGUCACGGAGAUGGUGAUCAAAGUGGAUCUUCAGUGUUGUCGCUGUUACAAGAAGAUCAGGAAAAUCCUGUCUGAUAUCCCCCAAGUAAAAGAUCCAACCUUCGACGAGAAAAAAAACACAGUGAAGAUCAAGGUGGUGGGUUGCGAUCCCAAGAAGGUCCAACAAAAGAUAUGUUGCAAGGGAAAAGAUUUCAUUUUAGGCAUCGACAUAGAAAAAGAAAAAGAAAGAGAAAAAGAAAAAGGAAAAGAAAAGGAAAAGAAAAUGAAAAAGAAAAAGGAAAAAAAUGAAAAAGAAAAAGAAAAAGAAAAAGAAAAAGAAAAGGAAAACUCUACAAAGGUUCAUUCAACGGAAGAACCCUCCAAAAAACCUCCACUGGUGAUAGGUUACCCACCGGUGUAUAUGAUCGGGAAGCUGUAUGUUUGUCCCUCAUGUCAUAAUCAGGGUUGUGGUUGGUUCUGUCUCUGCAACUGUCACUGCAGGAGGCCACCAAUGUGUGCUGAUGGAUGCGGGAGGCCAGCCCACGAGUGCAAAUGUAACAGGCCACCGAUGUGCCAUGGUGGGUGUGGGAGGCCAGUCCACGAGUGCAGAUGCAAGAGGCCACUGAUGUGCCAUGACGGGUGUGGUUGGCCAGCCCACGAGUGCAGAUGCCGGAGACCUAUUUACCCACGGUGCUGCGAUCACUGCAGUUAUGGAAACGUCUCUUCAUCAUGGACCCUGCAUGGUUGUGGCUACGGAAGGCCGGUAUGCAUCAAUGCCGGCGACGAGUGCGAAACUCCCUGUUCACUUAUGUGAGGAGAGUUGUGAGGCAUUUGUUGAAAUGAGGUUUCCCACGACUUGGUGUUUUUUCAAGAUCUAUGAUAUCACCACAUGGAUCUUUUACCUUGCACGAUACUCUCUUCACUGCCUUAAUAAAUACCAACUAUUUUGAGUUACGAAAAUGAGACUUUAGCAUGGUAUACAAGAUAUUCCAUUAGAUAUGUGUUGGCGUUGCGUCUUGAUUAUGUGUGCGCAAGACGGUUGAUAUGUUGUUUCAUAGGUUUUAACUUAUUACCCUCUAUCACCUUCGGUGGUCUCUAAUGUAUUUGCUGAUUUAUUACUUGUAAUAUACGGUUACGCGAGUA